Messenger RNA from Lethenteron reissneri (Far Eastern brook lamprey), 2409 nucleotides. Its product is annotated as volume-regulated anion channel subunit LRRC8E-like. Gene Ontology annotation, cellular component: cytoplasm. The record is from RefSeq and is a predicted model, not a curated record. Lineage: Eukaryota; Metazoa; Chordata; Hyperoartia; Petromyzontiformes; Petromyzontidae. Gene Ontology annotation, molecular function: protein binding.
AUGGGGAACGAGAACGGCUCCGCGGUGGACGACCUCCACUCGGUGGAGAUCCACUUGUGGUACAAGAAGUUCAUGCGAGAGUGCCCCUCGGGCCAGCUGACGCUGCACGAGUUCAAGCAGUUCUUCGGCAUCAGCAGCGUCACGGCGGAGGGCAACGCCUACAUCGAGCAGAUGUUCAGGACCUUCGACAUGAACAAGUCCUCGGCUCGGGUCAUGAUUCCCGUCGGAGCCCUGACCUCCUCCUUCUCAUUGGAGGGUCACCCGGACCUCAAGAUCCUUCAGCCCUGGUGGGACGUGUUGUGCGACAUGCUCUCUGUGCCCAUGUUCAUGAUCGGCAUCUUUGCCGGGAUGCUGCAGAACAUGAACGAGCGCAUUCUGUGCGUGCCGGUGCCGAGAGGCUUCGACGUGGAUCUGAAGGAGUGGAACGAGACCGUCCUGAGGACGCUCGUGGCCAACCCCAGGGCUCACACGUUCUGCUACGACAACGCGGUGCUGUGGAUCAGCAAGUACUUCCCGCAUCUCGUGGUGCUGCACACACUCAUCCUGACGGCCACCAGGAACUUCUGGUUCAGGUUCCCGGAGACGAGCUCCAAGAUCGAGCACUUUGUGUGCGUGCUGGGUAAGUGCAUGGACUCGCAGUGGACCACGCACGCCGUGCACGAAGCCGCACUGGACGGGUUGGCGUCAGCGGCGGCGCUGCAGCCGCCAGCGCCGCCCGCCACAGUGGGGAGCUGCAGCGACCCGAGAUCCGACGAACUCCCCGCCGUGGAGAAGCUGCCUUCGGAGUCUCCGCCGCCGCCGGCACCGCCGCGGCCCUCCGUCCGAUUCGUCGACCCCGGCGAGGCCGCCACGCCCCCCGACCGGCCCCCCCCGGAGCAGAACGAGGGCCGGCGGACGCCGCUCAAGGAGUACAUCGCGGAGGCGCGCCAGGAGACGGGGGUGGAGGACAUUCCGGACGUGCGCAACGACUUUGCCUUCCUCCUGCACCUGGUGGACAAGUACGACCCCUGCUACGCGUGCAAGUUCUCUGUCUUCCUGUCCGAGGUGAGUGAAAAUAAGCUGAGGCAGGUGAACGUGGACCAAGCGUGGACCCUGUCGCAUCUGACGGGGCUGCUGGCGAUCAAUGCGCAGGGCGAAAGCGAGCUGCAUCUCUCCAAGCUGGCAGCGGUGCCAGUGGACACAUACCAGCUCACUCAGAUACAGGUGCUGACGCUGGACUCGAUGCACGGGGUGACGCUGGGGGCGGCGGUGGUGCAGAUGGUGAAUCUGCACAAGCUGCGGCUGCUGAACUGCACCGUGGGCGUCGACAAUCGCGCACUCGCCUUCCUCAGCGAGGAGCUGCACCAGCUGGAGGUGAAGUUUGCAAUCAAGGCGGAGGUCCCGGGCUGGCUGCGUGAAAUGCGCCACCUGGAGGAGCUGUCCCUGGAGGGGCCCCUGACGCCGGCGCUCCUCAAGCCGCUGGGCGACCUCAGGCGCCUGCAGGGCCUGCGCCUGACCACCAGCGUCGCCCGCCUCCCGCCCGGCCUGGCCUCCGGCGCCGCCGGCGGCCUGCGCUCGUUCGCCCUCGACAACGGCGGCGCGCGCCUCGAGUCGCUGGCGCCCCUGAGCAAGCUGUGCGGCUUGGAGACGCUGCGGCUGACGCGCUGCGGCCUGGAGCCCGCCGAGCUCGCGCGGCCCCUGCUGGCGCUGGGACGCCUCAGCGAACUCGACCUCUCCCGCAACGGCCUCCGCUCGCCGGGAGACGGCGACGACGACGCGGCGAUGUUGCCGGCGGCCGCCUGCAAGCGCCUCGCCAUCCUGCGUCUCUCGGACAACGCCCUCGCGAGCGUCCCGCGCUUGGCGGCCGCGGCGGCGCUGCGCUCGCUCUUCCUCGACGGGAACCUCAUCGGGGGCGAGCUGCCCGCCGGGCUGUUCCGCCUGCACGGCCUGCAGGUGCUAGACCUGAGCCGCAACGCCAUCGUCACCCUGCCGCCCGAGGUGCGCCAGCUGACUCGGCUGAGCACCCUCCGCCUGUCGGGCAACGCCCUGCAGAGUCUGCCCGACGAGUUGUUCGGCUGCGAGGGGCUGCGGACGCUGGUGCUCGCCAACAACGAGCUGCGCGAGUUGAGCGGCCUGGUGGGGAGGCUGUCGAGGCUGCGCCGCUUGGAGCUGGCCGGGAACCGGCUGACGGAGCUGCCGGCCGAGCUGGGGGAGUGCGCGGAGCUGAGGCGCGGGGGGCUGCUGGUGGAGGCGGAGCUGUUCGAGUCGCUGCCGGCGCAGGUGAAGGAGGCGAUGCGGGGCGAGCACAGCGGCGCGGCGACGCAGAGCCCCCCUGGGAGCCGGGAGAGAAUGGGAGUCGUAAGUCGGGGACUGUCUGUACAUGUCGCUGUAGUUAAGAGUCGUAAGUCGGGGACUAUGUUCAUGCUGUAG